This is a messenger RNA of Naegleria gruberi, 1515 nucleotides long. RefSeq lists its product as uncharacterized. Gene Ontology annotation, biological process: tRNA 5'-leader removal; tRNA 3'-end processing; endonucleolytic cleavage in ITS1 to separate SSU-rRNA from 5.8S rRNA and LSU-rRNA from tricistronic rRNA transcript (SSU-rRNA, 5.8S rRNA, LSU-rRNA). Gene Ontology annotation, cellular component: multimeric ribonuclease P complex; ribonuclease MRP complex. The record is from RefSeq and is a predicted model, not a curated record. NCBI's taxonomy places the organism in Eukaryota, Heterolobosea, Eutetramitea, Acrasida, Naegleriidae. The transcript has a single exon. Gene Ontology annotation, molecular function: ribonuclease P activity; ribonuclease MRP activity. Bases 1 to 1515 code for a protein of 504 amino acids.
AUGUUAAAUUUUGCAGCAGGUGUUGAACCACUACCAUCCCGCAUUAUUUUGUGGAGUGAUACAUAUCUAGAACACGAAAAAGCCAACCAUCAUGAUAUUAUUAAAAAUCAUCCUUUCAAUUACAGAAUGGAAAUAGUGUUAAAUCAUAGUACAGAAAGUAUUGUCAAUUAUUCCGACGCACUCGAGUCAGAAAUUAAAGACGAAAAAAACAAUCAAAUCAUCCAACAAUUAUUGGAUACUUGUACAAAAUUUAAAGAAAAUUCUGCCAUCUAUAUUUGUUCAAAUAUUCAACCAAUUGAUAUUAUAACCUUUGUUCAAGAUGAAAUUCUCAACAAGAGUGAUGAUUACUUGAUUUAUUGUCAUACCUUAGGAGCAAAUUCCGAUUCCAUGAGCUCCAACCAAAUGGCAAUUUAUCCAACAUUUAACAAAUCUGAAAAUAGUGAAAGAAUUCAUCAUUUACGAUUUAGAUUUGACAAGGAUACUUUAUUAGAAAUGGGAUUACAGAGAACUGAGAAAAAUAAGACAAACUCUAAAAAAACAAGCGCCAACUCUGCUCAAUUCGAAAGUGAUACCUACUCUACAGUUUCUUAUGAUCUGCCAUUCAAAAACAAUUCUAAACAAUACGAAAGAUUGAAAUGGGCCUUAAAUAGGGAAGAGCUUAAUCCUAUUCAUUGCUACUUUGGUAUUUAUAGUAUUCAAAAUAAUUGUUGGAUUAGUCUUGAUAAUUUCGAAGAGUACAUGAACUCUAACGAGUCAAAAAUCAAAAAGAUUUCUGGAAAAGAAUUUUUUAAUGUUAGAGUUUUAAAAGAGGAAAAUCUAUUGCUUCCACAAGUAGGCAUAUCCCUUACAGAAGUUCUCAGUAACAAGUCAACCAGUAGCUCCUCUAGUUCAAGUACCACAGAACCUUCUCAAUCAUAUAAUGCCAUGAAUGAGAAUUCUGAUGAAGAAGAAGAUGUUGAUGAAGAGGAGGAUUACAUCAACACUGACUUUUUUACAAAGGUUCAAACUGUUGAAGAAGAAAAAGAAUUGGUAAAACAACAAACAGCCAAAGCUCUCCUUAACUGUGUUGGUUUAUUGAGUGGUGGAAUGGCAAAUGAUUUUAUUGGAUCUUAUAAUAAGGAUCAACAACCAAUUAAUGACUCAGCAGAGGAAAUAAUUAGCCAAAAAAAUUCAUUGCUCUUCUCAAAUUCUCUUACAGAGGAAGUGUCUUUUUCAAGAGUCGAUCAAACCUUUAUUAUCAAAUUGGAAGGUAUUCUUCCUCCUUUAUUCAUUGACAAUAUUUUUGAGAAAAUUUGGAAAAAUAUGACUGUAAAUGAUAAAUGUUACAACCUGAUGUUGGUAACUGGUAUGGAAGAUUCAGUGGUGAGUUGGAAAGAUUUUAAUCAUACCUAUUCGAUUAGUGGUGAAAAUGAUUAUUUAUACGUUAUCUUCCCUCCAAGAAAAUGUACAAACGAACAACUGGUUACCCCAAAUUGGCUACUCCAAAUUUUGAACCAACAAGACGAGCUCUCGUAA